Messenger RNA from Chlorocebus sabaeus (green monkey), 983 nucleotides. It is a transcript of the gene TCP10L, whose product is annotated as t-complex 10 like. Lineage: Eukaryota; Metazoa; Chordata; Mammalia; Primates; Cercopithecidae. The record is from RefSeq and is a predicted model, not a curated record.
ACAGAGGAUGGUGGAGAGCCAGGAGUGGACAGCUCAGUCCCUCCGUCUGUGGUGUCCUUUCACCUGGUCAGCUUCAGGCUUGGGAAUGUGCACACGACCCAGGGGGAGAAGAGUGGCUCCAGGUCCUGCUUACACUUAGGUUGGGGUUGGGGCCUUCAGCCCACACUGACAGGUUAGGGGGGCUGCAUUCAAGUGUCCCCAUAGCCCUUCCCUUCCCAACCAGGAUGCUGGCAGGUCAGCUCAAGGCUGGCACCCACCAGGGCACCCACCCAGAGGACCCAUGCCCGGGAGCUGGGGCUGUUAUGGAGAAGACAGCUGCGGCAGCUGAGGUCCCCACAGAGGACUGCAACGCCGGGGAGACGCCACCAUUACAGCAGCAGAUCAUCAGACUCCACCAAGAGCUCGGGAGACAGAAGUCUCUGUGGGCUGAUGUUCAUGCAAAACUCCGGAGUCGUAUACAUGCUUUGAGGAAGCAGAAGGUAGAGCUCCAAGAAGAGCUGAGAUCUCCGCAGCUGCGGCAGUGGGAAGCCAGGCAGAAAUCUGCAGCGUCCCCACAUGCGGGGCAAGAAUCACGCGCUCUGGCAUUGGAACCCGCUUUUGGAAAAAUUUCACCUCCGUCGGCUGAUGAAGAGACAAUGCCCAAAUACGCUGGCCGCAAGAAUCAGAGUGCCACUCUCCUGGGACAAAGAUCGUCAUCUAACAAUUCAGCUCCUCCAAAGCCAUUGAGUUUAAAGAUAAGAAGAAUUAACUUGUGGAAAACAACACCACAGGAAAAUAGAGAUAAAAGUCUUUCCGGGAGAUGUCAAGGCAGAAAAGCAACACCCACUGGAAGGCCGACUCCCUAUGCAGAGAGACGGAGGGUGUCUGAAGAUGGAAAGGUGGCCUCGGACACCUGUGUCACUCUACACUGGCUGAAUGGAAAAUUCAGAUUCAGAGAAAGUUCCACUUAGGUCUAAUAAAAGUACUCAAUUUGUUAUUCAAAA